This is a messenger RNA of Pelmatolapia mariae (spotted tilapia), 824 nucleotides long. It is a transcript of the gene llph, whose product is annotated as LLP homolog, long-term synaptic facilitation factor. The record is from RefSeq and is a predicted model, not a curated record. Bases 109 to 489 code for a protein of 126 amino acids. NCBI's taxonomy places the organism in Eukaryota, Metazoa, Chordata, Actinopteri, Cichliformes, Cichlidae. Gene Ontology annotation, molecular function: RNA binding. Gene Ontology annotation, cellular component: nucleolus. Gene Ontology annotation, biological process: dendrite extension. The transcript has 3 exons.
AUUUUUUCCCAAGCUUCUAAACACGUGUGGGGAGCAGAAGAGUGUGUUGUUCACACAGUUUAAGCGUCAAAAACCUCAUCUGCUGCUUCUGUGAAAACAUCUUUAAAAAUGGCAAAAAGCCUUCGGAGUAAAUGGAAGCGAAAGAUGCGGGCAGAGAAAAGGAAGAAGAACGCUCCAAAGGAGCUGAAUCGUCUGAAACAAGCUCUGACCCUCGAUAAGAAAGGAGAAGUCGUCAUGACCGACAUGCAGGAGAUCGCCACAGUGGUGCCAGCUGAGAAGAUAAAGAAGCAGGCCGAUGUUAACAUGGAGGAGGCAGAGCCUGAUGAUGGGAAGAUGGACAUGGACAGCAAGCGCAACAAGAAAACUCUUCUGGAUGAACAUGGACAGUAUCCGGCGUGGAUGAGCCAGCGGCAGGCCAAGAAAAUGAAGGGCAAACGAUUGGGAAAGAAAGGUGGCAAGGGCAAGAAGAAGAAGAAUGUUGCCUGGUAAACCAAUAAACGGGAAGACCGUAAUUUUAGCUUAAAGACUCUGGAAGCUGAAACACAGCAUCCUUUUGUGAUAAGUGUUGUGUUUCUUAAUUAAAUUUCAUUGUGUCUGGUGGAUUUGAAGAUUCCCGGGCUUUGCCACAGAGCCUGAGAUCGUACAAAAGUUCACUGCAGAAACUGGUUUGUUCUCAUGGAACAGGAAAACCCUCUCUGACUUGAGAUCAGAGGACAGAAAACGUGUGUGUAGUGUGUCUGACUGCAGAAAUGUGAGUGGUGCACGUGUAUUCUCUGCCGCAAGUUAAAAGUCUCUAAACUCCCAUAAAAAAACCUGUCCUAUGA